CAGUCCGGGCUUGCCAUGCACCCUGGGAGCCUGCGGGGCGGGGCCUCGGAACUACAGUUCCCAGCAGCCCCCGCGCAGGGGCGGGCGGUAGCGGGACUGCAUGUCCCAGAAUGCCUUGCGUGGGGUGGGGGCCCGGGGGCGGGGGACUGGGCCGGGCACCAUGGCGGAGCCGCGGCCCCGGCAGCGGGGGCCGGUCCCGGCCGGGCGGGGGGCGUUACACCGUCACUAGCCCGCGGGCCGGGCGCGGGGCACCGCGCAGCUCAUGCUGCUAGCGCGGGGCGGGGGCGCGCUCGGGCCCCCCCCCUGGGCGUGCUGGUGGCCCUGCUAUGGGCGCCCCUCGCCGCGGGGGCGGCGGCCGUGGGGGCGGCGGAGAAGAGCCAGCUCAGGGACCAGGUCGUGGAGAUGUUUGACCACGCGUACGGCAGCUACAUGAAACACGCAUAUCCUGCAGACGAGCUAAUGCCUUUGAGUUGUCGGGGCCGAGUGCGCGGGAUGGAGCCGAGUCGUGGGGAUGUCGAUGACGCCCUUGGCAAGUUUUCCCUCACUCUAAUUGACACUUUGGAUACGCUUGUGGUCCUUAACAAGCUGGAUGAGUUUGAGGACGCUGUGCGGAAGGUGGUCCUGGACGUGCGGCUGGACAACGACGUGGUGGUCUCUGUCUUUGAAACCAACAUUCGUGUGCUGGGGGGCCUGCUGGGGGGUCACAUCAUGGCCGACAUGUUGAAGGCACAAGGCAUGCGGCUGCAGUGGUACAAGGACGAGCUCCUGCACCUGGCCCGGGAUUUAGGGUACCGUCUCUUGCCCGCGUUCAACACCACCAGCGGGUUGCCGUACCCCAGGGUGAACCUGAGGUAUGGGGUCCUGAGUCCGAACUCCCGGACAGGCACCGAGCUGGACACCUGCACGGCCUGCGCUGGCACCAUGAUUUUGGAGUUUGCUGCCCUCAGUCGCCUGACGCAAGAGACUGUUUUCGAAGACACCGCUCGGAGAGCGUUGGAUGUUCUCUGGGAGAAGCGCCAGAAAGGGAACGACCUGGUGGGGACGGUCAUCAACAUUCACAAUGGGGACUGGGUGCGGAGGGAUAGCGGGGUCGGAGCCGGGAUCGACUCGUACUACGAGUACCUGAUGAAGGCGUAUAUCCUCCUGGGGGAUGACACCUACCUGGACAGGUUCAACGCUCAUUACGUGGCCAUAAUGAAAUACAUCAGCCAGCCUCCCCUCCUGCUCAACGUCCAUAUGCACAACCCCACAGUCAGCAUCCGGAGCUGGAUGGACUCCCUCUUGGCCUUCUUCCCCGGCCUCCAGGUGCUGAGGGGGGAUUUGAAGCCUGCCAUCGAGACGCACGAGAUGCUGUACCAGGUCACCAAGCAACACAAAUUCCUUCCGGAGGCGUUCACGUCCGACUUUGCCGUGUACUGGGCCCAGCAUCCUCUGCGGCCGGAGUUUGCCGAGAGUACCUACUUCCUGUACAAGGCUACCCGAGACCCCUACUACCUCCAGGUGGGCAAGUCCAUUGUGGAGAGCCUGAACGAGUAUGCCCGGGUGGCCUGCGGCUUUGCGGCGGUGCAGGAUGUACGGACGGGCCGACACGAGGACAGGAUGGACUCCUUUUUCCUGGCCGAGAUGUUUAAGUACCUCUACUUGCUUUUCACAGAGAAGCGAGAUCUGCCUCUAGACAUUGACGAUUUCAUCUUCACCACCGAGGCCCACCUGCUGCCCCUGUCACUCUCCACCGCCCGGCCCCCCUGCCCCAGGAACAUGACUAUGUUUCGCAGGGGCCAUGGAGAGGAGGAGAUUUUUACCCGUUCUUGCCCCAGCGCACAGACUCUCUUCCCCAAUAACCCAGCCUUCACCCGCACCAUCCGGGAUGCCCACAAGCAGCUGCUGCAACCAGGAGCAGAGCGCCUGGCGCUCUUCAGGGGGAUUGAGUUCCCUUUCCAUGAUACCAGGAUGGAACCCUUGGAGAUCUUGAAGAGCAUGGGACUGACCCUGCUCCCUCUGGGUGACAGGAGCGUGCAGCUGACCAGCCUCCGACACAAGCAAGACGCUUCUCCCCUGGGGCUCUUCAGCCUGAAAUUCAUCACCGAGCUGGUCGACCCGCCUGCAGCAGAGCAGCAAGGCAUCUCCCCGCUGGCUGUCCAAGUUCUCUCGCCCCCCUUUUUUGGGAGAACGGUACUCACCGCUGGACCAGCCCAGUUUGGAAUGGACCUGACCAAACAGGAGCACGGGGUGAAAGGGAGCUUAGUGCUGAGUGAACCUUACCAGGCCUGUGCAGCAAUCAGCAACCGGAAGGAGGUGCAAGGGAAAAUGGCGCUGGCCCAGAGAGGCGAAUGCAUGUUUGCCACCAAAGCCAGGAACUUGCAGGAAGCAGGAGCCUCGGGGGUGAUUUUCAUCGACAAUGCUGAAGGCAGCUGCAGCGAGGAGAUGGUUCUGUUCCAGAUGGUGGGAGAUGGAAGCACCAGUGACAUAGUCAUCCCCCUUGUCUUCCUCUUCCAGAAGGAGGGGCAAGUCCUUUUAGAUGCACUGUCCCAGCAUCGCAAUGUGGAUGUGCUGCUGGCCACUAAACCCGUGUUCCUAGGUGGAGAAAACACAGACCAGCCCUUGUCUGCAAGUCAGUUGCACGAGGCAGCCACAGAGACCCACACCAGGAUGGUGACAAGUGCUCCAGACGAAGCAUGAGUGGAGGCUGCUUCUCCUGCUCUCCAGGAGGCUAGUGGCCAGCUAGAAGGCAGCUGUCUGACCCCCCCCGUGGAAGCUGCUCCAAGAGCAUGGAAAAAGCGGAGGUGUUGCACUCCUACCGUUUACUGCAGAGCACGAGUCCCAGUUCACAGGAUGGAAACCCAGUUGCCAAAAACCUCAGGAACUUUCAUGUUUGUAAUUUGGAGGAAGGGAAAAGUGGCAUUUAUCUGCCAGCCAAAAUGCAAGUGAGUCAUGACAGUAGCAUCUCCAUUUUUUUUUUUUUAACAACACUUGUGCCAACCGUCUCGGUGAUGCUAAGGGCCAACGUGUGUGUUUGAAAUAGAAAGAUGUUGCACAUUAACAAACCAAGAGUGAGCAAGUGAAGGGGUUUCAGAGGGGAGUAUCAGCUGUAGCCCUUUCCUUGAUCUUACUGCAAAUAAAGAGCAGGGGAUUUUGUACCAAACAAGGUAAGCCAAGCCCAGCUUUAACUUUCUCUAGCUGUGUCACUUCUAAGUGAUGGGCUAGGCUCUGCAGUCUCUCUGGUACUUUGAAAGGGAAAGGUAGGAAAUCUUCACCUAGAAAUCCCACUGGCCUCUGCAACAAGUGUCAGAAGCUCACUACUGCAUGUCUAAACAGUAGGAAUUAAAUUGCCUGCUUGGCUUUUAAAAGCCUAAUUGAAAUUUUACAAGUCUUUAGGAGGUGCUGUGGUUGAACCCAAAACUGUGGCACAACUCAGAUGGCUGUAUGAAAGCAAGGAAGGGGUACUUGGCCAGCUGGGAGACCUAAUCUACACCUGAUAACUGGGGUAAAUUAGGCUUGGCAAUUUGUUACAACUGACCUAUGGUGCCUUUCUAGUGACCAGCUGGUACUGACUAACGGGAGGGUGGGGGGAGAGAGAAAGAGAUUGCAUCCAUCCGUAUGUGCAUCAAACUUUCUCCUGAAGGAGGAAACAAUUCACUGCAAUUACUGCACUGCCAUUGAAGUUCUCUGACCUAUGUAGUGGUAAAAACUUGUAUAAAGAGGCACCAUAAAUUUUC
This is a messenger RNA of Chrysemys picta bellii (western painted turtle), 3716 nucleotides long. RefSeq names its product ER degradation-enhancing alpha-mannosidase-like protein 3. Lineage: Eukaryota; Metazoa; Chordata; Testudines; Emydidae. Gene Ontology annotation, molecular function: calcium ion binding; mannosyl-oligosaccharide 1,2-alpha-mannosidase activity. Gene Ontology annotation, cellular component: membrane; endoplasmic reticulum. Gene Ontology annotation, biological process: mannose trimming involved in glycoprotein ERAD pathway; endoplasmic reticulum mannose trimming; carbohydrate metabolic process. The record is from RefSeq and is a predicted model, not a curated record.